CAGAAACCUUGCUUUCACUGUAACCGGGACCAGAGUAGAGUCGUUAAAGUGCAUCCCGGACUGACCUCAUGAUGGAGGCGGACAGUUGUUUAUCUUUCUCUUCGCAGCCAAACCGGACAACACUGAAUAGCUCUCCCGGUUUGGAUCAGAAUAGUUCUGGAGGUUCGUUCCUUCCCUGCGAUGAACUACAGAAAAGUACACAUCUUCCUCUCGCUCACCGUCUGAGUCUCCGGGAUCAGGGUGACUUCUACAGCUCAAGCUCCAUGGGACGGUUUAACGACGGCGCGCCCGCGGACUUUACGCACGGGGCAGCCUCCACGAAUCCUCGCGCCUUGCCCAACAAACACAGCAAAUACAUGGAAAAUAUUAAUCAGGACCAAAAGGUUUUAUCAGUAAGCGGGAAGGGCUCGUUUUAUGACAAUUACUCGGAGGCCAGAGAGAAGGCGGGUCCCAAGCCCAUGGGCUAUCCCGUGAUUGGCUCAGACUGCUGCAUCAAGCUGAAGGAGCCAACCAACGGUCUCCAACCAGGGGACUCCAUAGCAGACUCCAUCGACCUAUCGGGCAAGAACAAGAAACGUCGUAACCGCACCACGUUCAGUACCUUCCAGUUGGAGGAGCUGGAGAAAGUGUUUCAGAAGACUCACUACCCUGACGUUUACGCCCGGGAACAGCUGGCCCUCAGGACCGAACUCACAGAGGCCCGUGUACAGGUGUGGUUCCAGAACCGCCGGGCCAAGUGGAGGAAGAGAGAACGCUAUGGGAAGAUCCAGGAGGUGCGAAACCACUUUGCUGCUACGUAUGAUAUCUCUACGUACCAGAUGCAGAGCAACCUGUGGCCAGGUGCAGGAGGGGGGUCCGGCGGGGGCUGUGUCCUGGGCCCUGACACCAUGUCUUCCUCCUGUAUGAGCCCUUACCCCCAUCCCCACAGCAACCUCCCCUCUGUGGGCUUCAUGGGCAUGCCCCCGUCCUCCAGCCACCCACACCACCCUCACCAUCACCCCCAACACCACCCUGGCAUCAACGGCCUCUACUCCCUCCACAGCUUCCCUGGGGCCCUCGGGGGCCACUCCUUUGAGCCGGGGCCCGAGACAGAGUAUAAGUCAUCCAGUCUGUUGGCCAUGCGGAUGAAGGCUAAGGACCCUGGGAGUCUUCUAUCCAGGCCUACAUGACCACCACAGUGUCAGGGUCAGAUCCCUACUAUGUAUUGACUGAGCUAAUGCAUUCACACACACAUUCAAACUCAAUCUUGUAUGCUAGCAACCCGAUGGAUAGUUAUGGCCACAUGUAUUUGUGUUCCUGCAUGUUGAAAUGACAGCAGAAGUCAAAACUCUACACGCAUGCACGCACACAUACACACACACACACACACACACACACACACACACACACACACACACACAC
Messenger RNA from Oncorhynchus mykiss (rainbow trout), 1401 nucleotides. RefSeq names its product homeobox protein aristaless-like 3. Gene Ontology annotation, biological process: regulation of transcription by RNA polymerase II. Lineage: Eukaryota; Metazoa; Chordata; Actinopteri; Salmoniformes; Salmonidae. The record is from RefSeq and is a predicted model, not a curated record. Gene Ontology annotation, molecular function: DNA-binding transcription factor activity, RNA polymerase II-specific; RNA polymerase II transcription regulatory region sequence-specific DNA binding.